This is a messenger RNA of Ceratitis capitata (Mediterranean fruit fly), 2298 nucleotides long. RefSeq names its product toll-like receptor 4. The transcript is spliced from 5 exons. The record is from RefSeq and is a predicted model, not a curated record. Gene Ontology annotation, biological process: innate immune response; toll-like receptor signaling pathway. Gene Ontology annotation, cellular component: membrane. Gene Ontology annotation, molecular function: transmembrane signaling receptor activity; protein binding. NCBI's taxonomy places the organism in Eukaryota, Metazoa, Arthropoda, Insecta, Diptera, Tephritidae. Bases 1 to 2298 code for a protein of 765 amino acids.
AUGAAUUUGCUGCACAACUCAAGUGGUAUAGAGAGUUUAACGGUAAAGUCUUAUGUACCAGUAUCACCAAAAUUAUUCUUGAAACUGCAUACGCUGAAAAGGUUAAAGCAUGUGCCGAAAAAUCUGAAAGAACUAGCAAAUAAUUUAAGCGAUUAUAAAAACGUGAAUUUCACUACAGAGCACUUUCAAAAUUUAACUGCCCUCAAGAAACUAACUCUAAUCUCAACUUUUUCUAAGAGUUUACCUGAGAAUAUUUUCUCAUCACUUGGUGAACUAGAAUUUUUGAGUCUGAGAAAUAAUAAACUAAGUGAAAUUCCGGAGAGUUCAUUCGCUGCCCAGGAAAAACUCGUUAGUUUGGUACUCCGAAGAAACUACCUUAAAUAUUUGCCAGAGAAAUUAUUCGAAAAUACACGCUCUCUAAGAUAUCUCUGCUUGUCCGAUAACUACUUCAGUAAUCCCUCAAAUAUCAUUGCUAGCACCAAGCCUUUGGUAAAUUUAAACCGACUGGAUUUGAGCCACAACAAAUUGCGUACGAUUACGGGUAAUGAUUCCCAUGUCAAUGAGACACUGCUAACCAACUUCGAACAACUGGAAGAUUUCUCGUCGCAAAUUUCGAACAAAGAACAUAAUGGCGGUAGCCAAAGACGGCAUUUCAUAUGGCUCGACCUAAGCUUCAACUUUAUGGAAAUCUUCCAAAUGAAUUGGUACAAUAAAAUACGCACAAAAUAUCCCAUAAUUACACGGCUUUCAAAUAAUCAGAAUUAUCAUAUAUAUUUAGCAUUAUCACUGUUUGAUGAGUACUCACCAUACACAAGAAAAAUUUUUUACGCAGCAAACCCAAAAGAGUGCUAUGAGAGUCUAUAUACUGUUAAUUAUUUGCAAGCUGAUGUGUAUGAAGCCACAGACCAACAGAAACAUGACGGAGUUUACCCAAUUAACUGGUCCCGCACAUUUUGGUGCAAAAUAUGCGAACCUCGACAUCAGUCACAAUCAGCUAUGGGAGCUACCCGCUGCGACAACAAUCGCCUAUUUGAAUGUACUCAGUUAAAUGUGUCGCACAAUCAACUAACGGUCAUUAGGCACACUCAACUGCCGGCGAAUUUAAGUGUGUUGGAUGUGAGCCACAACCACUUGACACACCUCAGUGCCGAUUUUCUCGAUCUCUACCAAUUGUGGACACGUCUUAGCCUCGAUGGGAAUCCUUGGCGCUGUGAUUGUGACGCCGAGGCACUUAUACUUACUGUGAAGGCAUUUCGCAGCCACAUCCCUGAUGUAGAUCAAUUGCAUUGUGAUAAUAUACCGGCGAGAGGAAUUGUAAAUCUCUCUUUUACCGAGAUUUGCAUCCCACAGGUAUCAAUUUCAAUACCAGUUUAUAUUGGCGUUUCCUCUACAUCUAUUGUAGCGCUCAUCAUUGUUGGCAUCUCCUUAAAGUACAGUCUACAAUUGCGCAUCUGGUUGCAUAGUCACAACAUAUGUCGCCGCUUCAUCAACGAAUGUGAAUUGUAUAAGAAUAAAAAUUUUGAUGCUUUCAUCUCGUACGCUCAUCAGGAUGAGCAAUUCGUUAACAAAACAUUGCUGCCUGGUUUGGAGGAGGGUCCGACACCUUUUCGUAUCUGCACACACGAGCGCAAUUGGUUGGCCGGCGCUUAUAUACCCGAACAAAUAAUCGAGUCGGUCGCACAGUCAAGCCGCACGAUCAUCGUACUCUCACAGCAUUUCAUCGAAUCGGAUUGGGCGCGUAUGGAGUUUCGUAUGGCUCUUCAGAGUUCCUUGAAUGAGGGACGUUCGCGUCUGGUCAUUAUUAAAUAUGGUGAGAUAGUCAAAAGUAGCUUAUUGGAUAGGGAGCUGAGAGCUUAUUUGUCUUUGACCACCUAUUUGGAUUCGAAGGAUGAAAGAUUUUGGCAUAAAUUGCGUUAUGCAUUGCCCCAUAGGAAGGGGGAGGUACGGGAUGCUGGCAUGCUUGAGACGGGCCGCAGCCGUUCUACAUCAUCUGAGGCUUCCAAUGGAUUGGAACUUCUUCCUAUUUCCACAUCUUCGACAUUCCUCAAGCAAUCUUGUGGAGCGGCAAUAUGGAUAUUUCUAUUGCUAGUUUCAGUAUUGCAGGAACUUCCACGUCUGGUGCUUGCAAACAGAGAAGCUAAAGAACUGACCGCAGGCUCAUUAUGCUCACCAGAAAAGUUCACAGUUAAAUUUCUUCCACUCAUGCGUGCCCACCUCCAUUGGAUUGACGCUGUGAUCACCAAGGAAGAUGUGCCAUCUCAAUUGGCCAUGAAAGACACUGAUAAGGGUGGCGUUUAA